Molecule: messenger RNA, 429 nt
Organism: Rhinolophus ferrumequinum (greater horseshoe bat)
Lineage: Eukaryota; Metazoa; Chordata; Mammalia; Chiroptera; Rhinolophidae
Gene: IL13
Product: interleukin 13
Exons: 4
Coding region: 1-429 (142 amino acids)
Biological process (GO): immune response
Cellular component (GO): extracellular region
Molecular function (GO): cytokine receptor binding
Source: RefSeq, a predicted model, not a curated record
AUGGCGCUCUGGAUGACCUUGGUCAUUGCUCUCACCUGCUUUGGUGGUCUCGCCUCCCCGGGCCCUGUGCCUACCUUCACGGUCCUCAGGGAGCUGAUUGAGGAGCUGGACAACAUCACCCAGAAGGUGAGUGCAUCCCUCUGCAAUGGCAGCAUGGUGUGGCACGUCAACCUGACGGCUAACUGGAGCCUAACAGGCACACUGUCCUCCCUGCAGUCCUGUGCAGCCCUGGAAUCCCUGAUCAAUGUCUCUGACUGCCACGCCAUCCAAAAGACGCAGAGGAUGCUGAAAACACUGUGCCCCCACAAGCCUUCGGCCAGGCAGGUUCCCAGCCAGCUCGUCAGACACACCAAAAUCGAAGUGUCCCGAUUUGCCAAAGACCUGCUCCGACAUGCAAGGAAAAUCGUUCGCUAUGGAAAGUUCAACUGA